UUGACGUUGGAGCAGUACUGGUGGAAACAAUUAUUGAAAAUAGGAAAAACUGAAAUGAAUACAAAAUAUCUUGCAGUUUUCUUUACAAUUGUUAUAAUAUGUACCAUAUUGUUGCCGGUUUAUAGCGGAAUGUUGCCUGCUGACUUUACAAAAUGUAAAGUGGGAGAUAAUGCUUGUGUCCGUGAUAAAAUGCAGGAACUAUACGAAAAAUUUCCCAAAGGUAAUCCCAGUUUAGCUCUGCCCGACAUAUCCGCACUGUAUAUGGAGAAUAUAACUGUGGCCCGUGCCAAUAGUGGAUCCCCUCUACAACUAGAUUUCAAAUUUUUGGAUUUAAUCAAUUAUGGCAUAGAAACGGCCAAAGUAAUAAACACCACAGGAUGGAUCAAGGAUCCCAGUAUUAUCGAAGUAGACGCUGAAAUUCCCUUACUAAAAUUGGUGGGCCAUUACCAAGUGAAGGGAAAAAUUUUACUAUUCAACCUGAAAGGGGAAGGCAAGGCUACAUUUGAAUUAACCGAUUGCAAGAUACACCUUAAAGGCCGUGUGAAACUCGAAAAAAGAAGUAAUGGAAAAAAUUAUCUUAAACCGAUAAAGUUAAUAGCUACAUUGGAACCCAAAGAAGUUGUUGUCCAAAUGGAAAAUUUAAUAAAUGGCAACAAGGAGCUGUCGGAUAGUGUAAAUGCUAUUAUAAAUGAGAACUGGCGUGACAUUUGGGAGGAAUUGAGGGAUGGCACCAAUAAUGUUAUAUCCCAAUUAUAUUUUACUAUAAUCGGCAAUGUUCUCAAUGUGCUAUCAUAUGAUGAUUUUUUUGCAAAAUAAAAUUGUAAAAUUUAA
Messenger RNA from Stomoxys calcitrans (stable fly), 831 nucleotides. Its product is annotated as protein takeout. The transcript is spliced from 3 exons. The record is from RefSeq and is a predicted model, not a curated record. NCBI's taxonomy places the organism in Eukaryota, Metazoa, Arthropoda, Insecta, Diptera, Muscidae. Bases 55 to 816 code for a protein of 253 amino acids.